AUGGCCCACAAUUGUACGCUCGUCGGUACUUUUAAAGUUCUGCACUCUCAGCGCGCCAUCACGUACACCUACAACAAAUGUACCGGCGGCGGCAGCGGCAACCACAAUCUAUUAUCAAACGAUGCACUUGCGCAAUCCAUUGCAGAUUGGGAACGCGAAGCCGUCUCCAAGGCCGAAAUAUUACGUCUCAUAUAUCAAGGUAGAUUUCUACAUUGCAAUGUUACAUUAGGAGCACUGGGACUUCCGCUAGGCAAAACGACUGUAAUGCAUUUAGUGCCGCGUGAUAAUUUGCCAGAACCCAACUCGCAAGAUCAAAGACAAAAGAGUAAAGGAGGUUCCAGUAGAUGCUGUUCAACGACAUGCUGUAUUUUGUAACUAAAUUAGCCAAUAGCAAAUAAAUUAAUUUAAAUAUAUUAUAAUUAUAAUGCAUACAAAAGAAAAACAAAAAAAAAACGGAAGAAAUAUAUUUUCUAAUAAUUGAAGUUAAACUCAAAUAAGCGAGUAUAGUUUUAAAUCAAAACUAAAUAAUAUAAACAAAUAUGAAAAUGAGAAUAUGAGUAUUUGGUAGAAUGUUUCAAAUGUGAAGAUUGUGAAUCCAAGUAUAGUAGUUGGCAAAUUUUUAAAAUAGUGAAAAUUAAAAAACAAAAUAAAUUUAAUUUAAAGUGAAAAAGAUAAUACGGAGCAAGUCUUAAAAAAUAAUUUAAUAAAUAAACAAAAAAGCUGAAAACUUGUGAGAAGCAGUUAUUAGUACAUUUAAGUGUAGGGGUCUAAGGAAACUUAGAGGUUUAUAGUUGUCGACCGGAGAAGAAAUUUGUGCAAAAGGGUUUAACAUAAAUAAACAUAUGUAUAGUAAUAAAUAAUAUAACAUACUUACUUACUUAUAUAUAUAUAAACAUAUAUAUUUACAUUCAAAAUAACGUGUACUUGUAGAUAUAAUAUUUAUGUUAAUAAAAUUAAGUAGUGAAUUAUAAACAAAGACAGAGUUUAUGAAAUUCAAUUGCAUUGACUUGAGUUUAGUUAUACUACUCUUUGUAUGUAUGUAUGUAUAUUAGGCCGUACCACCUUUCAGGCAAACGAAAAAGUGCGCCGCACACCGCUGAGUCUAAAGAGUUUUUGCAAGGCAAUUAAAAAA
Molecule: messenger RNA, 1132 nt
Organism: Rhagoletis pomonella (apple maggot)
Lineage: Eukaryota; Metazoa; Arthropoda; Insecta; Diptera; Tephritidae
Product: ubiquitin-like protein 3
Exons: 3
Coding region: 1-375 (124 amino acids)
Source: RefSeq, a predicted model, not a curated record